Molecule: messenger RNA, 3611 nt
Organism: Prunus persica (peach)
Lineage: Eukaryota; Viridiplantae; Streptophyta; Magnoliopsida; Rosales; Rosaceae
Product: MDIS1-interacting receptor like kinase 2
Exons: 2
Coding region: 12-3170 (1052 amino acids)
Biological process (GO): protein phosphorylation; hormone-mediated signaling pathway
Cellular component (GO): plasma membrane
Molecular function (GO): ATP binding; protein kinase activity; protein binding
Source: RefSeq, a predicted model, not a curated record
AAACAAUAACCAUGACAUCUUUCACUUACGCUAAACUUUGCUUCCUCCCUUAUUGCCUUGUCAUCUUCUUGUUUGUUUCAUCACCAAAUUGGGUUGCUUUUCCUUCUGCUACUUCUACUUCUCAUACUGAGGCAGAGGCUCUUCUCAAAUGGAAAGCCAGCUUCUUUCCAAAUCAAGCCCUCAAUAACCUCACCUGGUACGACCUUCCCACUCAUAAUAUUAAUGCCACCAAUUCUUCCAGCACCAAUCCAAAACCAAGAACAAGCCCAUGCACUUGGACUGGUGUUUCAUGCAACUCAGCUAGAAGUGUCAACAAGAUAGAGCUUGUCAAUAGGGGUUUACAAGGUACGCUACAUGAGUUUUCAUUCUUGUCCUUCCCUAAUCUUGAAUAUCUUAACCUCAGUCUGAACAAACUCUUUGAUGCCAUCCCACCUCAAAUCAGUAACCUCUCCAAACUCCACUAUCUUGAUCUCUCUUGGAAUAACUUUUCUGGGAGAAUUCCACCAGAAAUUGGUCUCUUAAGAAAUCUUACCUAUCUUUAUCUCUAUGAUAAUAAACUUUCUGGUUUGAUUCCCAAGGAGAUAGGGAACUUGAAAUCUCUUGUAUAUCUAGCAUUGUCCUCCAACAAUUUAAGUGGUCUCAUCCCUCCAAAUAUUGGUAACUUAAUAAACCUAAACACUUUGUACUUGUAUUCCAAUCAACUUUCUGGUUUGAUUCCCAAGGAGAUAGGGAACUUGAAAUCUCUUGUAAAUCUAUCGUUGUCCUACAAUAAUUUAACUGGUGUCAUCCCUCCAAAUAUUGGUAACUUAAUAAACCUAAACACUUUGCACUUGUAUUCCAAUCAACUUUCUGGUUUGAUUCCCAAGGAGAUAGGGAACUUGAAAUCUCUAAACACUUUGCACUUGUAUUCCAAUCAACUUUCUGGUUUGAUUCCCAAGGAGAUAGGGAACUUGAAAUCUCUUAUAAAACUAAAUUUGGGUAAGAAUCAACUCAAUGGUUCACUUCCCGUUUCAAUCGGUGAGUUGCGCAACUUGGAAAACUUCCACCUAGCUGAUAACCAACUUUCCGGCCCUAUACCCCAAGAGAUAGAGAAUCUCAAGAAGUUGACUAAUUUGCAGUUGAGUAUAAACCAAUUUUCUGGUUAUUUGCCCCACAAUAUUUGCCAAGGCGGAAAACUCACAAACUUUACAGUAUUCAGAAACCAUUUGACUGGUCCAAUCCCCAAAAGCUUGAAAAACUGCACGAGCUUAUUCAGACUUCGUCUUGACCAGAACCAAUUCACAGGCAAUAUAUCUGAAGACUUUGGCAUUUAUCCGAAUCUUCAUUUUAUGGAUGUAAGCCAUAACAACUUUUAUGGAGAGAUCUCACACAAUUGGCAAAAAAGCCCAAAGUUGACAACCCUACGACUUGCGGGAAACAACCUAACUGGGAGCAUCCCACCUGAGAUAGGCAAUGCAACCCAAAUUCAAGAGCUAGAUCUCUCUUCAAAUCAUUUAGUUGGGUUGAUUCCAAUGGGAUUUGGAAGACUGACUUUUUUGGAGAGGUUGAUGUUGAAUGGAAAUCAACUUUUAGGUCGUAUACCCUCUGAAUUCGGAUCAUUGACUGAUCUUGAUUAUCUUGACUUGUCAACAAAUAAAUUCAGUGACUCAAUUCCCAGCAUUCUAGGUGACUUGCUCAAAUUAUACCAUCUGAAUUUGAGCAACAACAAGUUAUCUCAAGCAAUUCCACUUCAGUUGGGGAAGUUAGUUCAAUUGAACGAGCUGGAUUUAAGUCAUAACUCUCUUGAAGGUAGCAUACCAUCAGCAAUAAGCAAUAUGGAGAGUUUGAUGAUUCUCAAUCUUUCCCACAACAAUCUUUCGGGUUCCAUACCAUCAAGUUUCGAAGAGAUGCAUGGCUUGUCGUACGUUGACAUAUCCUACAAUCACUUGGAAGGUCCCCUUCCCAACAUCAAGGCAUUUCAAGAAGCUCCGCCAGAAAGAUUGGAAGGGAACAAAGGAUUGUGUGGCAAAGUUGGAGCUCUGCUACCACCCUGCAAUGCACAUGGCUCAAAAAAGGACCACAAGGUCAUAUCUGUUCUAGCAGUAUUUGUACUUCUAUCUGCUCUCUUUAUAAUUGUCUUUGUAAUAAUGCAAAGAAGGAAGAAGCAUCAAGAUACUAAACAAAACCACAUGCAUGGAGAAAUUUCCUUUUCGGUUUUAAAUUUUGAUGGAAAAUCAAUGUAUGAGGAAAUCAUAAGGGCAACAGAAGAUUUUGAUUCCAUAUACUGCAUUGGGAAUGGAGGACAUGGAAGCGUCUACAAGGUGAAUUUUUCAUCUGGAGAUGUAGUGGCCGUGAAGAAACUCCAUAUGCUAUGGGAUGGCGAGACAAAAUUUCAGAAGGAGUUCUUGAAUGAAGUAAGGGCACUCAGUGAGAUAAGACAUCGGAAUAUUGUGAAGCUCUAUGGUUUCUGCGCACAUAAACGACACUCGUUUUUGGUGUAUGAGUAUCUAGAAAGAGGUAGCUUGGCCGCAAUGUUGAGCAAAAAUGAAGAAGCUAAAGAGUUGGGGUGGAGUAAAAGAGUGAAUAUUGUUAAAGGCUUAGCUCAUGCCUUGUCUUACAUGCACCACGAUUGCCUGCCACCGAUUGUACAUCGUGACAUCUCAAGCAAGAACAUUUUGUUGGAUUCUGAAUAUGAGGCGUGUGUUUCAGACUUUGGCACAGCUAAGUUUUUAAAUCCAGACUCAACUAAUUGGACUGCCGCUGCAGGCACGUAUGGCUACAUGGCACCAGAGCUUGCUUACACAAUGGAAGUGAAUGAGAACUGCGAUGUUUAUAGCUUUGGUGUGGUCACAUUGGAAAUAAUUAUGGGAAAGCAUCCUGGAGAUCUUUUCUCGUCUUUCUUAUCAAUCUCUUCAUCCUCCUCCUCCUCAUCAUCAUCUGCAUUAGCAGCCCAUCAAAUACCAAUUGUGGAUGUUUUGGACCAACGCAUUUCCCCUCCGACGCAUCAAGUUGCAAAUGAAGUGGUCUCUCUUGUGAAGAUAGCAUUUUCAUGCUUGAAUUCCAGCCCGAAAUCUCGUCCAAUAAUGAAACAAGUUUCUCAUUUCCUCUCAAAUUCGAUGCUGCAUUUGUCGAAGCCGAUACAUAUGAUGACAUGUGGUGAAUUGCUUGCUCUUGAUCCUUUGGUUACCUGAUCAAAACGUGCUUCUUUGCUACUCACAUUUCACUUUCUCUGUGUCUUCUUUUCAGAAGAAAGAUUCUCCAUAGAUGUUUCCUUCUUGUAAUUUAUUUCAUGCACAUGUGUGCUAUGGUAUGACUUUAUCCAGGAUGCUUUACAGUUUUUUUAUCUUUAAAAUACUUAAUGGAAAAUUUUCCUUACAGUUUGUUUAUCCUUGUGAGGAAAAAAAAAUUAAAUAAAACAAGCGUUUUGUUGAGUAAUUUUGUAUACUCUGUGUAAACCGUCCCAAAAUCAAUAAUAAACAAUUAAACUGUGAAAAUUAAAGGGAGUUUCACUAUUAUACUCAAAAUAGGGGCUGAAAUUAUUUUUUUUUAAACCCACAUGGAAUGUACUUUAGAAAUACAUCCAAAACCAAUUUACUACAUAAGAAAUGUGUGUUGAAGUUCCUAUAAAUUAC